Molecule: messenger RNA, 3132 nt
Organism: Nylanderia fulva
Lineage: Eukaryota; Metazoa; Arthropoda; Insecta; Hymenoptera; Formicidae
Gene: IntS8
Product: integrator complex subunit 8
Biological process (GO): snRNA 3'-end processing
Cellular component (GO): integrator complex
Molecular function (GO): protein binding
Source: RefSeq, a predicted model, not a curated record
UUAUGCUUGUCGGAGCCGUCUGAUGAGCGUCCUAUAACGCAAAAAUACAUUUGACAAUUGUGAAUGUAUUAAUGAUAUUAUUAUCAUGGAUGUAGAUUUGCUUAGACCGGGAACAGUCCCGAUUUCGCCGGAUACGAUAUUGUGGUUCGAAUUUUUAUUGAAUCCCUCUUUGCUGCAGAAGCAUCUGUCAAAACCCUUCCCAGAUCCAUCGCCUACAGAUCUGAUAAUUAAAUUUAUGACAAUUAAUUCUGAUCAAAAAGAGACUGAGGCAAAAGCCAUUGAAGCAGAAUUAAUCGAUAUAAAAUCUAAUGGCACAACCAAAUGGUGUCAUAAAAAUUUAGCAUUAAAGAUACUUUCUUUGAAAGUGGCAGCAUAUCUCAAAUGGGACUUGGAUAUACUGGAGAAGAAACUACCUCUGCCUAUACAGUUGACAUUGCUGCAAGAUCUAUUUUAUAUUACCAGUGAUGUUACGGUAGAAAUACCUACAAUUCCAGAAUUCUUUAUAGAAACAGCUUCUGAUCAAUUUCUGUUUACAUUGGUUUUAUAUCACAGAUGGCAUCUGAGAGCCAUUAUUUAUAGGGCUCUCAGUAACAAACCCAAACAACAAUUACUUCAUAUACCAGGUACUCAAGAAUCAACAUAUGUACCUCCAGGUAUAGUGGACGAUAUUAUUAGGAAAUUAGAAGCGCACAUACCAAAUAGCGUAAGUGCCCUAAAUGCUAUUUUACAAAUGUCUGAUAUAAAGCCAAAGAUCCUUUCUUUUGAUACCUUUCAAAUGUUGACUGAAGACAGUACAGAAAUUAAACAAAAUUGGGAAAAUAUGUGCCUGGUAAACAUAGAUGAAUUUAAAUGUCAGAUACAUUACGAUCUUGCGAUGUUUCAUUUACUGAGGGAAGAAUAUCAAGAGGCAACUCAUCAUAUUAAGCAAGCCAAGGAGUUGUACAAUAAUUUUAAUUCAGCAGAAAAAUUUGUGUACUGUAAAGUGCAAAAAGAAUUUCUAGAUGGUUGUUGUUUAGCAUGCGAAGUGCCGCUGGAAGAGAUUAAACCUAGUCUUACUCAGCGUUUGCAGUCUUCUAUUAAAGAUCAAUAUACUAAUAUAUUGCAGAUUUUGCAAGCAGAUAAUAUUUUCAGGGAGAUACCGCAAGUUUAUAGAGACAAUUUGGAAUUGGAUGUGCAAGGUGGAUUGGUAAACAGGAAAUUCGUAGUUGCCCGGGAUCUUCUGUUACAAAUACAGUGCUUAAAUCUGGUUAGGAAAAUCCUUGACAACAGUAUAAUACUGGGUGACUAUGUAACGGAAAUUAAGGCAGCUGGUCCAAAAGGUCUAGAUGUCUUAUUUUGGGCUUUAGAUAACGUGCUGGAGAAAGCAACAGUCACAGAUAAAAAACAAAUUUCUCGUUAUCUUCUCUACCUUGUAAACACUGCUGAUGUAGAAGGACUUGCUUCUAAGAUAUUUAACAAUCCUUCCUUCUCGUCAUUAUUUGAUGAAACGGAGCUCGCUGUCUUUCAACAAACCGUUAAUUCCAACGAAAUUGAAAUACCAAACUUAUUGCUGCAAAAUGACUGGGGUAUCCCAUCUGUACCAUAUAUACAAAAUUCGAGAAUCGAAGUGUUUGAAUUAGAACAGAGACUGAUAGAAUCUUACAAUUCUCAUAUAAUUCGUGAAACAUUGAUCCAUCUAGAUGGAAAGAAACGUAUGAAACCAUUAUGGCAUGUGAACAACUGUUGGGAGUUACCCAUACCGUUGCAAAGCGUAGUAAUGUCACUUCCCAGAGGUUUUCUUCAAGAUUAUUCCUACGUCCUGCUCGCAAAGAGUCGAGAAUUGGUGACAUCCAAAGAUUUUGAUGGCGCCAUCGAGUUGUUGAAGGUACUGGAUAAAGAGUUACAAGAAAAUAUGAAAAACGGAGGUCCUCUGGUUUUCAAGUUGUGCAAGCUAGUAAGCUGGGAACUCCUGCUUGUCGAAAUAUGGAAGUGUUUUCAUGCUUGGCCGGCAACAAAUGUCUGUGAUAUGCAAAGUAUGGUCACACGGAGUAAACAGUGCCUUGGUGCGUUGGAAGCGUCCGAUCAGCUGAUCCCGCGGCAAGAAAUAAUAGAAUAUUGUACGGUCUUUCUUUUAAAUAUGGCUGAAUGGGAUUAUCUCAUCAAUUUAGAGAAGCGUUGGAGUUAUACUGAAUUUGCAGCUGCCAUCAGUGGUGUUUGCCAAGAUGUUGUCAAAUACAAGGGAACUCGCAAAUUUGCGAGAGACGCUUGGGAUAUGAUUUUAGUCGCAUUCGGUCCCAGCAGAGAUCAACAGCAGAAACGCAGUAGCAGUAACAGUUCAGGAAGUUCUGGCAGUGGCACGUCAAGAGAUAUUGCUGCUAGUAUCGCUGUUACGUUUACCCGACUACGAGAACCCAUGGUUCUUACUGUAGUUAUAUCAUUGUUGGCACGUUUGCGCAAUGUCUUGCGCGACGAAUCUAGUCUGGAAUUACACACACAGUAUCUAGCCCUUUGGCCUGCUGGAGUACCUAAUGCAAAUUCAUACAACAUCAGAUAUAUUGGAGAACUAUUAUUUCAACUAUUGACACAGGCCCUCAAGUAUUAUCCCUGCAACGUACCUUGGUUGAGAUUAAUGGGUGAUCUUAAUUUUGUUUUAUCAUAUUAUGAAAGCGCAAUGAAGUAUUACUUGGAAGCUAUCAUGGUAGCUAGUGAUUUAUUCAGCCAGCCGACACCACGCACACAGAUAGACGAUCUUGUUUACAGAAGAAUGAUCAAAUGCUGCGCUCAUUUGCAGUGCUAUACUCAAGCGGUUGUACUAUGUCAAUUUUUAGAAGAAGUGGAUUAUACUCUGGCGUUUAAGAUGGCAGGUAGUGAUCAAAAGAGCUGUGCUGCUGCUGAUGCCAUGGAUGCAUAUUAUCAUUGUAUUUGGGACACGACAAUACUCGAGUAUCUCAUAUAUCUACACACAAAACGCGGAGAGCAUCACAGAAAGCAACUCGCGAUCAAAGUCAUCGGUUUAUUGGAAUUAAAUUCUAACAACAACGAAGAAAUUCAAAGAGAAGCGGCUAAUAUUCGAAAAGCUAAAUUUUUAAGGGCGUUAGCAAAGCAAUAUGUUUAUUAGACAAGAUUGUAAUAUUAUAUAUAUUUCUAUUUAUA